CUAGGGAGCCCUGAGGAGUCGCUGCUCAGGAGCAGCCCGCCCUUGAAUCCACCAUGAACUGGACCGUCUUUGAGGGGCUCCUAAGUGGGGUCAACAAGUACUCGACAGCCUUUGGUCGUAUCUGGCUGUCUCUGGUCUUUGUCUUCCGAGUGCUGGUGUACCUGGUGACAGCCGAACGUGUGUGGGGCGAAGACCAGAAGGAUUUUGACUGCAACACCAGGCAGCCAGGCUGUACCAACGUCUGCUUUGAUGAGUUCUUCCCCGUGUCCCAUGUGCGCCUCUGGGCCCUGCAGCUCAUCCUGGUCACCUGCCCUUCCCUGCUGGUGGUCAUGCAUGUGGCCUACCGCAAGGCUCGAGAGAAGAGGUACCAAGAAGAGGUUGGCAAGGGACACCUUUACCUGUACCCUGGCAAGAAGCGGGGUGGACUCUGGUGGACAUAUGUCUUCAGCCUGUUGUUCAAGGCCAGCAUUGACGUCAUCUUCCUCUACGUGUUCCAUGCAUUCUACCCCAGAUAUACCCUCCCAUCUGUGGUCAAGUGCCAUGCAACACCGUGUCCCAACACAGUGGACUGCUUCAUCUCUAAGCCCUCGGAGAAGAACAUCUUCAUUGUCUUCAUGUUGGUGACAGCCGUCAUCUGCAUCCUGCUUAACCUCGUGGAGCUGGCCUACCUGGUGAUUAAGCGGUGCUCUGAGUGCAUGGCAUCGGGGCGGGCACUCACUGCACACCCAGAGCAUGACCCAAACUGGGUCAACUCUUCCAGCAAACAGAAGGACCUCCUAUCAGGAGGAGACCUCAUCUUUCUGGGCUCAGACACUCACCCACCUCUCUUACCAGACCGCCCCCGAGCCUAUGUGAAGAAAACGAUCCUGUGA
Onychomys torridus (southern grasshopper mouse) is the source of this 872-nucleotide messenger RNA. RefSeq names its product gap junction protein beta 5 (gene Gjb5). Gene Ontology annotation, cellular component: connexin complex. The transcript has 2 exons. The record is from RefSeq and is a predicted model, not a curated record. Lineage: Eukaryota; Metazoa; Chordata; Mammalia; Rodentia; Cricetidae. Gene Ontology annotation, biological process: cell communication. The coding region runs from base 54 to 872 and encodes 272 amino acids.